CUGUUAAUUGCUGAAGAACCGAAGGUUUGGGUCAUAACUCCGAAAGGUUCUUCCGCCCAACUCUCCUUUUCUCCCCUCGCCGCACACCCGGUAAUGGCCAAGGAGGAGAAGGCAGGACCGGAUGACUCUUCCAGCCCUGAGAGUCUCCUGGAUACAUUGUUGCACAACCUGUACGACUUUGGAGAGACCCUAGAUAAAAAGACAUUGAAAAGAAGCAAAAAUGAAAAGAACAAGAGAGAUUCAGUAACUGCAGAAGUCAUGACAGUGGACACAGCUUUGCAGCCAGAGUCUCUUUCCAGAGGGCAAAAGAAAAGUGCUUCUAGUUUCUUCAAAAAGCUUAAGGAAGAGCUUCUUUGUGACUCUCCAGAGAGUUCCACUGGCCCCACUCAGACAGAAGUCUCUGCAACAAUUUCCCCUGCACCGUUGCUAACAAAGGGAAAAAGAGAACCAGUGGAAGUGGUUGAGUUUCACAGCUGGAAUAAAAAGAAGAAAACUGAACUAGAAUUGCCCAAGGAUGAGGACACAAAGACAAAAAUUAGUACCCUUGACAAGGACGUGGGUAUGCAAGAGUUUAAUUUGGAAAAGGCCCGUUUGGAAGUGCAUCGGUUUGGGAUCACUGGUUAUGGGAAGGGGAAAGAACGGAUUCUGGAACAAGAGAGAGCCAUCAUGCUGGGUGCUAAGCCUCCAAAAAAUAAUUACGUGAAUUACAAGGUUUUGCAGGAGCAGAUCAAAGAAAAAAAGGCAGCAAAGGAAGAAGAGAAAAGAAUGGCCCAGGUCACAGACACUCUCAGAAAAAAGAAGAGAAAAGGUUCAGAGGAUAAUCGGAAAUCCCAAAGGAAGAAAUUGGCUCCCAAUAUUUUGUCAACAGGAUCAGCGGGACAAAUUGGAAAAUUCAAAAAUGGGACCUUGAUUCUGAGUAGUGUGGAUAUUAAGAAAAUAAAUUCUUCAAAAGUGACUAAAUGAAGCUUAUGCUGAAUUAGCUAAAAAGAUAAGAGAAACUGAGAUAAGCCCCAUUGUCUUAAAAGAGUACAUAAAUUCAUUCAGAAAUUUCCUUUUCA
Messenger RNA from Vombatus ursinus (common wombat), 1058 nucleotides. RefSeq names its product chromosome unknown C1orf131 homolog (gene FSAF1). The transcript is spliced from 7 exons. The record is from RefSeq and is a predicted model, not a curated record. Lineage: Eukaryota; Metazoa; Chordata; Mammalia; Diprotodontia; Vombatidae. The coding region runs from base 94 to 963 and encodes 289 amino acids.